AUGAGGCUCCCUGAGGUACCACUGUCGCGUCAUAAUUAUGUAUGUUUUGUGUCAGCAUAUGACCGCCUGAACAAGCAGACCAUAUUGAAUCGAAUUCGAGCACCGACACGUCAAAACGUGCAGCAGAUUAUCAAGCUUGGAAUUUUUAGUGCGCAGAAUUUGAAGUAUUUUAAACACGGCGUAUGUAAUAAUACGGUUUCAAUGGAGAACAUAAGGCAUGUGCUUUCAACCAUGGAGGCGCAUCAUUUACCGUCUCGUUUAACGGAACUGGAAUCAUUUAUACUGGUAAUGGCACUGAAAUACUGGAAAACGCCAGAAAAUCAGAGGUAA
Messenger RNA from Gongylonema pulchrum, 330 nucleotides. The record is from the annotation of a GenBank genome assembly. Lineage: Eukaryota; Metazoa; Nematoda; Chromadorea; Rhabditida; Gongylonematidae.